UUUGAUUACAUCAAUCAAAUUACACAUUAAUUAAUUUUUUUUAAAAAUAAAUAAAAAACAAACAAUUACAUACAAAAUGAUGGCUGUAGCUGCUGCUCAAAAGAACCGCGAAAUGUUCGCUAUCAAAAAAUCCUACAGUAUUGAGAAUGGUUACCCUUCGCGCCGUCGUUCAUUGGUAGAUGACGCCCGCUUCGAGAGUUUGGUGGUUAAACAAAACAAACAAAUCGUUUUGGAGGAAGCCCGCAAUAAAGCUAACGAUGACUUGGAAGAAACUAUUAUGCAAACUAAAGUCGAGCAAGUGCCUACGAGCGAAGAGAAAAUUCAAGUUCAAGAUGAACAGCAAUUGGACGAUGUUGAAAUACCCGAAGAUAUCGAACAGGAACAGCCUAAUUUCACCGAAGUUAAUACCGUCGAAACCGUACAAAGUGUAGAGUCUACAGAAAAUAAUAGCUCAGAAGAUACCAAUAAUGAUGAUGCCGGUUUAACUGAAGAUGAAAUUGUUUUGGCUAAUGCAGCCUCUGAGUCACCCGAGGCGGAGAAUGCUAUGCAAAAUGCUGCCAUUAUUGUUCGUCUUAAGGAUGGCAUUGCUUCAUUGGGUCGCAUAUUGAAAGCUGUUGAAACUUAUCACGGCACCGUGCAACAUGUUGAAUCACGUCAAUCCCGUGACCAAGGUGUCGAUCAUGACGUUUUAAUUAAGCUGAACAUGACCCGUGGCAAUUUAUUGCAAUUGAUACGUUCGUUGCGUCAAUCGGGCUCAUUCAGCGGCAUUAACUUGUUAGCUGAAAAUAAUAUUAGUGUCAAGUCUCCUUGGUUCCCCAAGCAUGCUUCCGAAUUGGAUAAUUGCAAUCAUUUGAUGACCAAAUAUGAACCCGAUUUGGAUAUGAAUCAUCCUGGUUUCGCUGACAAAGUUUAUCGUCAACGUCGCAAGGAUAUCGCCGAAAUUGCUUUUGCCUACAAAUAUGGUGACCCGAUUCCCCACAUUGAAUAUACCGAAGUUGAAGUAAAGACCUGGCGUUCAGUAUUCCGCACUGUUAAGGAAUUAACACCAAAACAUGCUUGCGCUGAAUAUCGUGCUGCCUUCAAAAAAUUAGAAGAAGAGAAAAUCUUUGUUGAGAAUCGUUUACCACAAUUGCAGGAAAUGUCUGAAUUCUUACGCAGAAAUACCGGUUUCACUUUACGUCCAGCCGCUGGUUUAUUGACUUCUCGCGAUUUUCUUGCUUCUUUAGCUUUUCGCAUCUUCCAGAGCACACAAUACGUGCGUCACGUUAACUCACCCUUCCAUACACCAGAACCUGAUUGUAUACAUGAAUUGUUGGGUCAUAUGCCUUUGUUGGCUGAUCCUAGCUUUGCUCAAUUUUCGCAGGAAAUUGGUUUGGCUUCAUUGGGUGCUUCAGAUGAUGAAAUUGAAAAACUCUCCACGGUCUACUGGUUCACUGUUGAGUUUGGUCUCUGCAAAGAACAGGGUCAAGUUAAGGCCUAUGGUGCUGGUUUAUUGUCUGCCUAUGGUGAAUUGUUGCACGCCCUUAGUGACAAGUGUGAGCAUCGUCCCUUCGAACCGGCUUCAACUGCUGUCCAACCCUAUCAGGAUCAAGAAUACCAGCCUAUCUAUUACGUAGCCGAGAGUUUCGAAGAUGCUAAGGAUAAAUUCCGUCGUUGGGUUUCCACUAUGUCACGUCCAUUCGAGGUGCGAUUCAAUCCUCAUACCGAACGUGUGGAAAUCUUGGAUUCUGUAGACAAAUUGGAUACUUUACUGCAACAAAUGAACACUGAAAUCUUGCAUUUGUCUAACGCUAUUGCUAAAAUGCGUCGUCCAUUUUAAAUGAACGAAACGGCGAACAGUAAAUUUCCCAAUUAAGUGAAACGCAACCUAAAGAUAACUCACCUCAGUUCACUAAUCCUUGGAAAAACUUUGACGCUCAUCAUUCAUUGCAUGACAUCUAAUCUCAUCUAAUAUUGUGAGGUUAUGUUUUUUUCCUGUUUUUUUUUUUUUUAAUUUUUUUAUUUUAUUUCAAAUAUUAAAAGUAUUUGUAUACAACAACAAAAACAACGGCAACAAUUUAACCUGAGCACUUUUAUAUUUUCUUCACAAAUUCUUUAAUAGUUUUUUUUUUUUUUGAAUUUUUUGUUUUCCCUUUGUUUUUGUAGUUUAUUUAUUUUUCGUUUUACUCAUUUUUGUAUUGACUCUCACGAAAACUAUUAUUGGACCA
Glossina fuscipes is the source of this 2207-nucleotide messenger RNA. It is a transcript of the gene ple, whose product is annotated as tyrosine 3-monooxygenase. Gene Ontology annotation, molecular function: tyrosine 3-monooxygenase activity; iron ion binding. NCBI's taxonomy places the organism in Eukaryota, Metazoa, Arthropoda, Insecta, Diptera, Glossinidae. Gene Ontology annotation, cellular component: cytoplasm; perikaryon; axon. The record is from RefSeq and is a predicted model, not a curated record. Gene Ontology annotation, biological process: dopamine biosynthetic process from tyrosine. Bases 77 to 1819 code for a protein of 580 amino acids. The transcript has 7 exons.